GGACUUACCUAUAGGAUAUCACACAAAAAGUCUUCCAAACCUCAACAUAUUUUGUGAUGCAAAAGAUCAUGAUAUUAAUAUAGAAAUUGAUCAAUUACAACUUUAUGAAAAAGUUCUAAUAUGUGGUCAUUGGUAUCAUAAUGAGUGUUUUCAAAAGAUGGGUUUUAAAUGUCAUUAUUGUUUAGAUUAUCUUGUAGAUGGAAUUAAUGUAUUAACAUCCUCUUACAAUGUUAGAUUGGAAAGUCAAGUUACAAAAACUGAUCAAAUUGAAUUAGAAAUCGUGAUGAAUUAG
Molecule: messenger RNA, 292 nt
Organism: Entrophospora candida
Lineage: Eukaryota; Fungi; Glomeromycota; Glomeromycetes; Entrophosporales; Entrophosporaceae
Source: the annotation of a GenBank genome assembly